AAAAGAAAUGAGGAUUACGAGAAAAGCGCCAGCACAGCACAGCAACUCGGUUGGAACGUAACGUGAAGUGAACAAGAGAGAGAGAGAGAGAGAGACCUUCACUUUCUCCCGUCCACCGUCUCCCCCGCGCCUACGUUUCGUUUCUUCUAUAAAAUCCCAUUCUUCAAUCAAUUUACUCUCUCUCUCUCUCUAACAUGCAACUUCCUUCAAUGGACUCCGUCGGUUCAUCUUCUUGAUUCCUUCAAUUUCCAUUUUCACUACAACACACCAUUCCAUCAACGUAGAUUAUGAAGAACGACGAGCAAGUUCGGACUCUCUUUGGGAUUUCCCUUACUGAUAGGCCUAAAUGGCAUCAGUUCCUCAUUUGUUCUUCUGGGUUUUUCUUUGGUUACUUAGUCAAUGGCAUCUGUGAGGAAUAUGUAUAUAACAAGCUGCAAUUCAGCUAUGGAUGGUACUUCACAUUUGUCCAAGGAUUUGUGUAUCUGUUUCUGAUUUAUCUUCAAGGCUUCACUGCUAAACAAAUGGUGAAUCCAUGGAAAACUUAUGUCAAGCUUUCUGCUGUGUUGAUGGGUUCCCAUGGCCUCACCAAAGGUUCUUUGGCCUUUCUUAACUAUCCAGCUCAGCUUAUGUUCAAAUCUACAAAGGUUUUGCCAGUGAUGAUAAUGGGUGCUUUCAUACCCGGCCUGAGGCGAAAAUAUCCGCCUCAUGAAUAUGUUUCGGCUGUACUCUUGGUGGUGGGUUUGAUCAUCUUCACUUUAGCAGAUGCACAAACAUCUCCAAACUUUAGUAUUCUUGGUGUGGUCAUGAUAUCGGGGGCUCUAAUCAUGGACUCGUUUCUUGGUAAUUUGCAAGAAGCCAUCUUUACCAUGAAUCCUGAAACCACACAGAUGGAGAUGCUCUUUUGUUCAACCGUCGUUGGAUUGCCUUUCUUGAUCCCACCCAUGCUUUUGACGGGUGAAUUGUUUAAAGCAUGGACUUCAUGUUCUCAGCACAAAUAUGUAUACGGUGUGUUAGUUUUUGAAGCUAUGGCAACGUACGUCGGCCAAGUCUCUGUUCUCUCACUCAUUGCCCUAUUUGGGGCAGCUACUACAGCCAUGAUAACAACUGCUAGAAAGGCAGUGACAUUAUUGCUAUCUUACUUGAUAUUCACGAAGCCAUUAAGUGAACAACAUGCGACGGGGCUGCUGCUCAUAGGCAUGGGGAUCACGUUGAAGUUAUUACCUGAUUACAAGCCCAAGAACAAAGCUUCUUCAAAUGCCAGGACCUCAAAACCACCUGCUAACAAUGACAAAGACAAUGAAAUGGCUCAUCAAAUAGAAAUUGAAAAGGAUGAAGAAAGAAGGCCCUUGGUUUAAAUUACUAGGAUCCUGUUUUAUUGUCAUUUUUUUCUCUCAAAUUUCAUCUUACAAAUGUAAGAAGGAUGCACUCUCAGCUAUACAAUUUCAAUAUAUUGCUUCUCCACA
Cucumis melo (muskmelon) is the source of this 1463-nucleotide messenger RNA. RefSeq names its product UDP-galactose/UDP-glucose transporter 2-like. The record is from RefSeq and is a predicted model, not a curated record. The transcript is spliced from 7 exons. Gene Ontology annotation, molecular function: transmembrane transporter activity. Gene Ontology annotation, cellular component: endoplasmic reticulum membrane; Golgi membrane. Bases 288 to 1355 code for a protein of 355 amino acids. Gene Ontology annotation, biological process: transmembrane transport. Lineage: Eukaryota; Viridiplantae; Streptophyta; Magnoliopsida; Cucurbitales; Cucurbitaceae.